CCCCCGCUGAGAGGACAGCACGGGGGCCCCUCGGCCGCGGGAGAAGAAGCGCGGAGGCAGAAGAAGCCGCCGCCCCCGGCCGGGUCCCUCCCGCGCGGUCUUUCUGGGCUGGGCCCGGGCGGAGAGCGGAGGGCGGCGGCUUGGAGCCCUCUGGCUCGGGAGCCUGGUUUUUGCUGGAGCAGGACCGGGGACCGGGACGUGAUCGUGGGAGGCCGUGACGGGCACAGAAGGAAAGAGGCGCUGCGAGAAACUCGGCGGCGAGACUCUACACAUUAGAAAUGUCCUCAGAUGUUCCAAGACAAGUUGGAGUGUGGCGCCAAACUCGAGCUCUUUUGUACAAGAACUGCCUAGUGAAAUGGAGGACUAAAAAGACUAGCAUUCAGGAGAUCCUGAUUCCAAUUACCUUGUUAUGCUUACUGAUACUCAUAAGCAUGAUACAGCCAAACAAAAGACAUGACGAGGUGCCUGAUUCCAAUCUUGAUUCUGCAAAUCAUUCCAAUAUGUUUAUUAUUGGCUACACAGCAGAGAAUGAUACAACAAGAAAAAUCAUGCGCAAAAUAUUUUCAGAAUACUGCAAAGAAGGAAAUAUAAAAGAAUUUGCAAGUGAACAGGAAAUGGAAGAGGCUAGUCAUCUGAACCCAAAGAACUUUGUAGGUGUAAUCUUUAUGGAUCCCAUGUCUUACCAUCUCCGAUUUCCUCCUACACUCAUUCCACAGUCUUCAGUUAUUGUGGAAUCUAAAAGCAGUUGUUCAAACCCUUACAAAAUAUGUGAAGCUGAAACAUAUUGGCGCUAUGGAUUUUCAGCACUACAGAUCUGCAUUGAUGCAGCAAUUAUACAGUUGAAGACGAAUCACUCUGUUUGGCAAAACCUGGAAUCUACAAAAGCUAUCAUGAUGGGAAUGUCUGCUGUUGUGGAAGUAGAUGAUUUUGUUCGUGCGGUCAUUUUAAUCUACCUUGUGAUUGCCUUUUCACCUUUUGGCUACUUCUUGACAGUUCAUAUUGUGACUGAGAAAGAGAAGAAACUGAAAGAAUUCUUAAUGGUCAUGGGACUUCAAGACACAGCUUUUUGGCUUUCUUGGGUCUUGCUGUAUUCCAGUCUGAUCUUUGUCAUGUCCCUUCUCAUGUCAGUCAUUGCAACUUUCUCUUCACUGUUCCCUCAAAGUAGCAGCUUUAUGAUAUUUCUUCUUUUCUUCCUCUAUGGCAUAUCCUCUGUUUCCUUUGCAUUCAUGCUAACUUCAAUUUUCAAGAAAUCAUCCUAUGCUGGCUCAGCUCAGUAUUUUACAACUGUGGCUUUUGGUGCUGUUGGUCUGACCAUUGUCCUAGUAGAAGAUUUUCCAAAGUCCUUUGUGUGGUCACUCAGUCCUCUCUGCGAGUGCACGUUUUUAGUUGGAGUGGCACAGGUGAUGCAUCUGGAAGAUUAUGAAGAAGGAGCUACUUUUUCAAAUUUAACCCAUGGCCCUUAUCCACUGAUUAUUGCUUUUACAUUAUUGGCUCUGGAUAGCAUGCUUUACCUAUUCCUGGGGAUUUAUUUGGAUCAGGUGAUUCCAGGGGAAUAUGGGUUGCGGCGGAGUUUUUUCUACUUUUUGAAACCUUCUUUUUGGGUAAAACGAACAAGAAAUUACAAGCAAUUGUGUGAGAGCAGCGUCUUUGGGAGCCUAGAUUUCAAUGAGUUCAUUGAACCUGUGUCCUCUGAAUUUCAGGGAAAGGAAGCAAUCAGAAUCAACAAUGUCCAAAAAUCUUUUGUGAAAAAGGGUGAAACUGUGGAAGCUCUGAAAAGUUUAUCUUUCAAUAUAUACGAGGGUCAGAUCACAGCGUUACUUGGACACAGUGGAACAGGGAAAACAACGCUGAUGAAUAUUCUUUGUGGAUUGUGCCCCCCUUCGGAUGGUUUUGCAUCAAUAUAUGGAUCUAAAGUUUCUGAAAUAGAUGAAAUGCUUGAUAUCAGACAGAUGAUAGGAGUUUGUCAGCAAUUGGAUAUAUAUUUUGAUGUAUUAACAGUGCAAGAGAAUUUAUCAGUAGUUGCCUCAAUUAAAGGCAUACCACCCAAUGAUAUGAUACAAGAGGUUCAGAAAGUCUUAUUAGAUUUGGACAUGCAGCCUAUUAAAGAUAACCAAGCUAAAAAACUCAGUGGAGGACAGAAAAGAAAAUUGUCGGUUGGAUUUGCAGUUCUCGGGGAUCCAAAGGUCUUACUGUUAGAUGAACCCACUGCUGGAAUGGAUCCAUGUUCUCGACAUACAGUUUGGAACCUCCUGAAAAACAGAAAGGCCAACCGAGUGACCGUUUUCAGUACCCAUUUCAUGGAUGAAGCUGACAUCAUUGCAGAUCGGAAAGCUGUGAUUUCCCAGGGAAUGCUGAAAUGUCUUGGCUCUUCUCUCUUCCUUAAGACAAAAUGGGGAAUUGGCUACCGCUUGAGCAUGCAAAUAGACCAAUACUGUAACAGAGAAGGUACAUCAUCUUUGAUCUGGCAACAUAUCCCUGGUGCCAGCCUGUUAAAGCAGAGUGAAGAGCAACUUGUGUAUGCUUUACCAUUUAAAGACAUGGACAAGUUUUCAGCCCUGUUUGCUGAUCUAGAUGUUAAUUCCCAUUUGGGUGUUAUUUCGUAUGGUGUUUCCAUGACAACCUUGGAAGAUGUGUUCCUCAAGCUGGAAGUUGAGGCCGAAAUUGGUCAAGCAGAUUUUGGUGUUUUUAAUCCACAACAAAUGGAAGCGGAAGCAGAUGUGAAAUCUAUUGAUGGGUUAGAGCAAAAUCUAUUAAUGCUCUCUGAGACCAAAUCUUGCACAUUGAGCAGUAUGGCUCUUUGGAAAAAGCAGGUCUUUACUAUGGCAAAGUUUCAUUUUCGUAAUGUCAAACGUGACAUUAAAUCAAUGACAGAAAUAUUCUUGCUCUUCACGGUGUUUCUGGGUGUUGAGAUUUUUAUGUUUCAUAUGUAUCGGGACUAUUUCAAAAAUGCUAUAGUUCCUGUUAAACUCUCUCCGGAUUUAUACUUUCUGAAGCCAAAUGAAACUGAGCACAAAUAUAAAACCAGUCUCCUUAUUCAAAAUAUCACUGGUGUUGAUGAGAUCAUCAACUCUCUUAGGAGUCAGAAUAUACUGACAGAAAUGUUCAACAGCAGUGAUUAUGUAUCAGCUGCCCCCCACAGUGGAGCAUUAAAUGUGUCCCGUGCAGAUAAGGAUUAUAUCUUCACACCUGCUUUCAAUCGGACCAUGGUACAUUCCUUGCCUGUAAUGAUGAAUAUUAUUAGUAACCUGUAUCUGCACAGUUUAAAUGUAACAGAAAACAUUCAAGUCUGGAGUAGCUCUUUCUUUCAAAGAAUUACUGACAGAGGUUUUAUGACGGUGCUGGUUGUCCAAGGUUUGACGUUAGGAGUCACUAUAACUGGGAUGCCAUCGUAUUUUACCAUGGAGAAUGCAGAAAAUCACAGGAUCAAAGCCUACACUCAGCUCAAGAUAUCUGGUCUUUAUCCCUCUGCUUACUGGUGUGGACAAGCACUAGUUGACAUUCCUUUAUAUUGUGUUGUUCUCCUUCUGAUGACAGGAAUCUUGUUCACAGUUCACCAGGAAAUUCAUUUUCUUCCUGAAGAGUUUCUUGCUGUGGUUUUUUGCCUUAUUGGCUACAUACCGUCAGUAAUUCUGUUCCACUAUGUUGUCUCCUUCACCUUCAAAACCAUACAAAACACUAAAGAAUUUUGGUCAUUUGUUUUUUCCACCGUAGCAUUGAUCUGCAUCAUUGUGAUGGAUGUAGCUUUUACGCAAUGGUAUGCAAUAGCUGUUAUGCUUCAUACUUGCUUUUGUGUCUUCAUUCCAAUCUAUCCUCUUAUUGGGUGUCUGAAUACUCUUCUAGAGGUAACCCGGAAGCUUGGUCAAAAGAUAGAAAGAAAAGCUGAAAUACUGUUGGUGUCAGCAUUGGUGCCUUAUUUGCAAUGUGUGAUUUGGCUUUUCCUUCUGCGCUAUCUUGAAGUGAAAUGUGGAGGCAAACUGAUGAGAAAAGACCCAUUUUUCAGAACUGCCACGAAGGUCAAGUGCUGGAAAUUUACAGAUGGGCCACAGGAUGAGGACGAGGAUGAGGAUGAAGAUGUUAUGGCUGAGAGGUUAAGAGUUAAAGAGAUGACUAGUUGCCAGAGUGGUGAGGAGAAACCAGCAAUUUUAAUCAGCAAAUUGCACAAAAUGUAUGAUGAAAAAACAGAUUCUCUUCUUGGAAGAAAAAUAAAGAAAGUGGCAACUAACGAUGUCUCGAUUUGUGUGAAAAAAGGUGAAAUACUGGGAAUCUUAGGCCCAAAUGGAGCUGGGAAGAGCACACUAAUUAAUAUUUUGGUGGGAGAGGUUGAACCAACUUCAGGCCAGGUGCUGAUGGAAGAUAAUCUUUUAGGAGAGAAUAAUGAGAAUAAUUCCAUGAGAUUUAUGGGCUACUGUCCACAGACAAACCCACUUUGGCCCCAUAUUACAAUGCAGGAGCAUUUUGAAAUUUAUGGUGCUGUCAAAGGAAUGAGUUCCAGUGACAUUAUGGAAAUCAUAAAAUGCAUUUCAAUUGCACUUGACCUUAAGGAAGAUCUACAGAAAACUGUCAAGAAACUUGGAGUGGGAAUCAAACGAAAGUUAUGUUUUGCUCUAAGUAUGCUUGGAAACCCACAUGUCACUCUGCUAGAUGAACCAUCUGCUGGUAUGGAUCCUAUAGCUAUACAACAGAUGUGGAAAGCAAUUCGAGCAGCCUUUAAAAGUAAUCAGCGAGCAGCUAUUCUGACAACUCAUUAUAUGGCAGAAGCAGAAGCUGUGUGUGAUCGGGUGGCGAUCUUGGUGUCUGGAAAGUUAAGGUCUAUUGGAACAGUUCAACAUCUCAAGACUAAGUUCGGCAGAGGAUAUUUCUUAGAAAUGAAAUUAAAAGAAGUGCCGGAUAUACUGCAGAAAGAGCGCCUGCAAAGGAAGAUUUUGCGCAUCUUUCCAAAUGCAAGUUGUCAGAAAAGUUUCGCCUCGAUUCUGGCAUAUAGAAUUCCAAAGGAAGAUGUCCAGUCACUCGCACUAUCUUUUUCUAGACUGGAGGAAGCAAAACAUGCCUUUAAUAUUGAAGAAUACAACUUCUCCCAGGCAACACUGGAACAGGUAUUUAUGGAACUUGUCAAGGAGCAAGAGGAGGAUGACAGCAAUUUUGGAACACUCAAUGGGACCAUUAGUUGGGAAAGAUCCCAGGGCGAGCGUGUUGUUUUCUAGUCUGCUUCACCCUGUAUAGAACUGAAGGGCAUUCAUGCUCAGGGAUUUCUAAGAGGCUGCUGUUGUUGUUUUAGCAUGUGCCACAAGCACUAUCAAUUUUCAGCAUAUUCCUCAGCAAUUAAGAAUUUUCACCUUCUUUGCCUUAUUGAUACUAUAAAUAUCUUUAAAUGCCUUUAUUUUGAAUAUUCCUGAUCUAUGACUUUCUCUUUUUAUGAAAAAUCUAAUAUAUUUCUCUUUCUGGUUUGCUUUGUAAUGACGGUUGAAAGAGGGUACUCUGAAGCUUAGGAACAAUUUAUGCUUUCCUCUUCCAUAAGCAUUCAUACUGAAUUUUAUGAGGCAUCUAGCAUAUGACAUGCACAGUAUCAGUGCACAACAUAAGUAGGUGAUCCCAUGAAUAGAAAAGAAAGAGGUGAUUUUGGUCAAUCAUGCCCCCUACCCCAUUGUCCCUGCCAAUCUGUUCUGGAGGACAAUAUUCUCUAGAACAACAUAUUUGGCAGCAUGGGGAAUUGUAGAGAAAGCAACAAAGCUCUCUUUCUCUCCUACCCAUGGAGAGUUUCCCUGCUAAUGGAAGAAGAGCCUUCACUGGUUUCAUCUUGCAUCCUCUAACAGAAGAAGCCCUUGUAUUUCCAGAUUGGUGGAUCUGGAUCCGACCCAGUAUUUUAAAAUGGCAAUACAGUAACUGUUUUUCUGGUACCUGUUCUAUUCUAUGAAGUUUUAUUUUAAGAAUUCUAAGAAUCACAAUUUAAGGAAGAACAUUUUGUGGCAUUAGCAGACUAAAGUAAAGCAGCAUUUUUGGUUUAUUCAUUUUUGCGGAGAAUGUUUUGUUAAAUAACUUUUAUGCAACAUCAGCAGUUCCAUUUAAGUUUUGUGACCGUUUUCUUCUAUAAAUAUUUGUACUGUAUAUUCCACCAGUGUGGAAAGGGUGUCAGAUUACGACUCUGGAGAUCUUGUUCAAAUCCCCACUUGGCCAUGGAAGCUCUUGCGAUCAGGGACUGAGUGAUAAAUCACUCCUUGAACAUCUUACAUACCUCGAAAACUAUAGGAGGGUCACCAUGAAUCAAGAGUGACUGGUCGAUGCAGUAUAAUAACAAAGCUAGGCCCUAGUAUAUCAACUUGUAAUAAGCAGAUAACUGAAAUACCUAGGCUUAAAUGUGUGUGCUUUGUUUUUUUAAAAAUUGACUUAAAAUUAAUGAAAGUUAAGUAGGAGGUUUCUUGAUAAUGCUCUUUACAUUCAGUUUGGAACUUUCUUUUUUUCAUGAAGCAUGCACUGUUUGGGUAGGGGUCCAUGUUAAAGUGCUUGUCAUGUGUUCCCCUUUGCCUGUUGGGAUAUAUAGAUGAACAUAUGUUACAUGACAUAUAAUAUUUCAAGUCAGCAUUCCACUAGCUUAUAAGGAAUUUUAUAUAUGUAUUGUCAUAUUUUUAUGUAAUCAAUUUAGUAUUAGAAUGUAAAAAGAAAGUAGAGCUCACAUUUAUCACAUUCCUGUUAGAAACCCAACCCAAGUAAAAACAAUCCAUUAUAUUUGCAUUUGUGAAAUUAAAUCUGUUCUAACCAUUAGCCGGGCCUUACUGCAUGGCAACUGAAUGUCGGACUACAGCAGAGUUGCAUUUGUUUUAUCAUAUAGUAUUCUGGAAACAUUAUUUAUUGCUCAUUUCCAGAUGCUAAUGGCAUAUGCUGCUUGGCAUUCUCUGACAUUAAGAAUCUCUGUAAACAAAUGUAACUGUCAUAUGCAACAUUCCCUCUAAGCUGCACAGCUAUGCAGCAUUGCAGCAGGAGUGGGUAAAUUCUGUGUCAGGCAUGAGCACCCAUAGCUAGUGUUUCUGCCCUUUUGGUUCUGGCCGUGAGUGCAGAGCUGUGUGCAGGGGUGAAACUGCACACAGAGAGAGCGGAGCCCCACCCAGUGGGACUGAAAAAUAAAGAGAAUGUUGAUCAUAUGGAAGAAUUUGGUGUGCCUGGAACAAAGACGGAAAAGCUCUUUUUGAUAUGUUCAACCCUGCUGGAAGAAAUGUUAGAUGAAACUAUUCCUCAUAUUUGAACAUUGGCAUAUUGGGAAUCUCCUUUAAAAUUCCAGAGUGUAUGGGAAUGUUGUCUGUUUUCUUUUCAUUUUAUUAGAAUAUCUUUAGCCUGGCUACCUGUUACAGAAUACAUGUCCAUGUGUGCCUGGCCAGCUAGUUCUAACUAAGUGGAAAGUUAGCUUUUCUUUUCUUGCCCUAUGCCAUUUUUUGAUAUUUUUUUAAAAAGUCAGAUCUGUUUAUGAAGAAAGAUACCGAUCUGGCUAAACUAGACCUAGGCAACACAGUAAAAUAAUGAUCAAAAUAAAAUAAUGAUCAAAAUAAAUGAUUUUGUUUUAUGAGGCAAUAAUAACGUAUAUUUAAUUUGCUUUAAGUGACCAACUUAACCUCAUGACGUGAUGGACACAUUUUUUUUACCAACUUCCUGCUUUUCAAAAGCCACAAAGCCCUUUAUACUGGUAUUGUUUGGAAGUUGUUAAGGAAUGAAUUACUCUGGAUAGAUUAUCCCCCUGCCCCCGCAGCGUUGAACAAUGGUGGCAAACUGUUCCAAAGUAGUAAACAUAAUUUUGACCACUUCUGCCGCCUAAUUAUCACAAAUUAGUUCAGAAUCCAAGAGGACAGCAAAAGUUUGGCUUGGUAUCUUUUUUAAAAACUACAUUUUGUACAACAGCCUGUCAGUCUGUUUCUGGGUCAUGUGAAUUUAAAAUCAGCACAACUUUCAUCUAGUCUGAAUUAAGACAAAUGAGACAAGCACAUUAGGAACUAGUCCAACUACUGUAGUAUGAUCUUGAAGCAGGAGGUGAUAAAAAGUAAUGUUCAAAAUUGGAAGCAACCAAUAGUUUAGAAACUUGUUCUGUUUAAAAAAGGCAACACACACUAGUUGUGUUUCGAGGCUAUAUUAUUUACAAUUGACAUACAGGCAUUGAAAGAGGAACCAUCACUAGUAGAAUGCGUAGGGUGUCAGGAAAGGGCAGUACUCGGGAGUUGUAUAACUUGCUGUCUAUUGUUGCUAUUCUUGUGGUGUUUUUACCAUCGAGAUAGGAAUGGUGUUUGUGGGGUUGCCUGUUUUGGGGUUGAAAAUAUAUAUCUUGAAUGGCCUUGGAUGCAACCCACCUUGAACUGCAGAUGGAAAGAUGGUGCUAUUUACUGUUCUGUAUCAGGCAGCAACAUGUCAUGAUCCUGGGUAGCAUUAUAUAUAUACUCUACUAUAUAUAUAGUAGAGAAAUGGUGAAGAUCUCUGAACGUCUGUAAUUGCUAGCCAUUUUUAACUGUAUGGUCAGGAGAUUAUAAGAAGGCAAGACAAUAAAAAAUCCUCCCUCA
Molecule: messenger RNA, 8531 nt
Organism: Pogona vitticeps (central bearded dragon)
Lineage: Eukaryota; Metazoa; Chordata; Lepidosauria; Squamata; Agamidae
Source: RefSeq, a predicted model, not a curated record